AAAACUUUUAUCAUAAUUAAUUUAUAAUAGAUACAUAACUUCGAACAUGGUUAAUAAUAUGUUAGCUUUUUUUUUUAUGUUUUAUUUUAUUGCAUGUACUUUUGCGGGUUCUGAUGAGAAACUAGCAAAAUGUCGUUCGCAAAUGUCGAAAGCUGAUCUGUCGCAUAAAAUAGACUCCAAAUACACUGCUCAAAGUGAUUGGAUUGACACUGUAUCUAAUAUUUUAGUACCAAUAUGUAAUAACGUACGCACAUUUCAAGAAAAACAUAAAUUGCACAUACAUUUUUCAACCAAAUAUAUUUUUGACGACUUAUUAUCAACAUGUGGAUUUCUAAACAAAUAUCUAGAUAAUGAUACGAUAGAUAAGAAAGAAUAUAAACCUGUUCUAGAUAAUUUAUUACCAACAUGCACUGCCCUAUACAACUAUGAUGAAAAGAUAGUAAAAAAUACUAACGAAUUUAUCUUUACUCUUGACUAUUUCUUUUCAUCUACAUGCCAAUUUCUACUCAGGUUUCAAAAUACAGACAAGAAAGAUUAUAAAGGAUCUAAAUUUACUGUGGACGAUUUUUAUGAUCCUCAAUCACCAGAUCCAUUUUGCAUUGAAUACAGCAAAGAGUAA
Messenger RNA from Metopolophium dirhodum (rose-grain aphid), 619 nucleotides. RefSeq lists its product as uncharacterized. The coding region runs from base 47 to 619 and encodes 190 amino acids. The transcript is spliced from 13 exons. Lineage: Eukaryota; Metazoa; Arthropoda; Insecta; Hemiptera; Aphididae. The record is from RefSeq and is a predicted model, not a curated record.